This is a messenger RNA of Otolemur garnettii (small-eared galago), 1179 nucleotides long. Its product is annotated as putative serine protease 47. The transcript is spliced from 5 exons. Gene Ontology annotation, molecular function: serine-type endopeptidase activity. Gene Ontology annotation, biological process: proteolysis. Lineage: Eukaryota; Metazoa; Chordata; Mammalia; Primates; Galagidae. The coding region runs from base 1 to 1179 and encodes 392 amino acids. The record is from RefSeq and is a predicted model, not a curated record.
AUGGAUGGGGGAAUUGUGAGGAUCCAAGGAUGGCUGGGACCCAUGCUCUGGCCAUUGUUGUUGCUGCUGCUGCUGCUGCCCCUGAGCUUGGAGGCCUCCUCCACCCGACACAUCGAUGGCUACAGCUCCAAUCAGGCUCCUCAUGAGGCCAGAGGGACCCAGGAGGCCCAGGAAAGCCAGCAGCUGGCAGCCGUGGGUGGUGUCUCCACAGUGUGCGGGAAGCCCAAGGUGGUGGGGAAGGUCUAUGGUGGCCAGAAUGCGGAGGCCGGCCAGUGGCCAUGGCAGGCCAGUGUACUCUACAAGAGUUUGCACCUCUGCGGAGCUGUCCUCAUCGACACCCACUGGCUGGUUUCAGCUGCCCACUGCUUUUUCAACAAAUCCCGGGACCUGGAGAACUAUCGGGUCCUACUGGGAAACACCCAACUGUACCAGCAAACCCAGCACACCCAGAAAAUGUCUGUGAACCGGAUUAUCACCCACCCAGACUUUGAGAAGUUCCACCCCUUUGGGAGUGACAUUGCCAUGUUGCAGCUGCACCUGCCUGUGAACUUCACUUCCUACAUUGUUCCUAUCUGCCUCCCGUUCCCAGACAUGCAGCUGCUCAGUAACGCAUCCUGUUGGAUAACCGGCUGGGGAAUGCUCACCGAGGAUGGUGAGGGGGAUGUGGGAGAAACUGGAAGACUAGGGAGGGAAGGGAGGAGAAGGGUGUCUCUAACACCGCCUUUCAAUCUCCAGGAGGGUAAGGUGAUCCUCAUUGAGAACAUGUACUGUAAUAUCUUAUAUAAGCAAAGUAUUGGCAACAGCAAUAUCCACUCUGUGCAUAAGGAUAUGGUGUGUGCAGGGGACUUCACGACAGGAAAGUCCAUCUGCAAAGGAGAUUCCGGGGGGCCCCUUGUCUGCUACCACCACAGUUCCUGGGUCCUGGUGGGGCUGGCCAGCUGGGGCCUGGACUGCCGGCAUCCUGCCUACCCCAGCAUCUACACCAGAGUCCCCUACUUUGCUAACUGGAUCAACGAAACCAAAAGGCUCACUCCUCUUCCUGACCCUGCCUCCACUCCUCUUGUCACUGGGUCAGAGUCACAGCACCUGAGGGCUGCAGGCUCUCCUGGGCCCUGCACAGCGCUUAUACCUACACAGACUUGGCUCCUGCUGCCAUUUACCCUUAGGGCCUUAUGGUGA